Messenger RNA from Racocetra fulgida, 129 nucleotides. NCBI's taxonomy places the organism in Eukaryota, Fungi, Glomeromycota, Glomeromycetes, Diversisporales, Gigasporaceae. The record is from the annotation of a GenBank genome assembly.
CUGAAUCAGAGGGUCAUAAAGGUAAUCGAAUGGGUUUAAUAAAAGGAGGAAUGAAAAGGAGAAACGAAAAGGAGGCCAAAAGGGAACAUAAUAAAGGAAAAGGGCUUUUUUGUAAUGACGAAUGUUCAC